Molecule: messenger RNA, 342 nt
Organism: Prunus armeniaca (apricot)
Lineage: Eukaryota; Viridiplantae; Streptophyta; Magnoliopsida; Rosales; Rosaceae
Source: the annotation of a GenBank genome assembly
AUGGGCAUUCCUCCGGUGAGGCCACCGCGCAUCAUAAAGUAUCUAAAGCCUUAUGUUCUGAAAAUGCACUUUACAAACAAAUUCGUAACUGCCCAAGUAAUCCACACACCAACCGCCACAGUAGCCUCUUCUGCAAGCUCCCAGGAAAAGGCCUUGAGAGAAAGCAUGGAGAUACGCCGCGACGUUGCUGCUGCUGCAAAGAUAGGGAAGAUAUUGGGCGAGCGCCUCCUGCUCAAGAACAUCCCUGCUGUAUCCGUCCAGUUGAAGAAAGAACAGAAAUAUCAUGGUAAGGUUAAAGCUGUCGUUGACAGUGUGGUGGAAGCCGGUGUCAAACUCCUCUGA